Messenger RNA from Helicoverpa armigera (cotton bollworm), 2959 nucleotides. RefSeq names its product BLOC-3 complex member HPS1 (gene HPS1). NCBI's taxonomy places the organism in Eukaryota, Metazoa, Arthropoda, Insecta, Lepidoptera, Noctuidae. The coding region runs from base 353 to 2137 and encodes 594 amino acids. Gene Ontology annotation, biological process: vesicle-mediated transport. The record is from RefSeq and is a predicted model, not a curated record. Gene Ontology annotation, molecular function: guanyl-nucleotide exchange factor activity. The transcript is spliced from 11 exons. Gene Ontology annotation, cellular component: BLOC-3 complex.
UGCAUUUUAUUAAAUGGAUUUGUGAUGAUGUCUGCAGUGUUGUGUUUGUUGCUGGAUCAUUGCACAGUGAAAGCCAAUAUUGUUAUAAUAAAUUAAGGCAUUAUCUUAGAUUGAGUACGCUUUACAAAUAAAUACAAAUCUAUCGUAAUUUGUGUAGUAAAACAUUAGCUCCUCAACAUUUGCAGUUAAUGGGUGAUUUAAAACUAGUUUUAGUGUAAUUUAAUAAUAACAAGAAACUUCUGUAAAUGCCAUAAGUCAGCUUAUCUCCCUCUGGUUUAAUUAAUAAUAUCGUACUGUUCCAACUUCUAAGCAAGAUUUGUAUUGGAUCAUAAACAGUCAUAACAACUCAAAAAUGAAGGCUGCUUUGAUAUUUGACACUGUUAAUGAUUUGGUGUUUGGUAAAUGGGACUCCACAUUUAUAGAGCGAAUGAAAACAUUCAGUUUACAGGAGAAUCAAAAUGAUGUGACUGAGAACAAUACUGUGUCUCAACUGCUAGCUCCUAUCAUAACAUCCCAGCGUGUUAUGGCUGCACAAUUUGGUAACACAUACUCUUCUAUACAGUGCAAGGACAAAACUACAAUUGUCUUUGAUGAGUGGCUAGAUCAUGUGUUCAUGAUUAUAAGCGAAGACUACGUUGAUGAUGCCCAUAGAGAACUCUUGGACUUCAAAACUUUUGUGCAACACAUUUGUGGCCAAAACAUUAAUCUUCUACAUUCUUCAAUAUAUCAAGACUGGCUCUCGGUUCUCCUGGACUGUCGCACCAAAGGAGAUACCAUUCCUGGUGCCAAUGGGGUUAUUGGUGAAAGUGGCGCUACUACGUCUGCACUUAAUGCGCUUAAAAGUGUCUCAAAAAGUCUCAAGUUGCCUUACAACCACAGUCAUCUUAUGUUAUUUGUUGGAGACAAGCUACUUGCACUUUAUUCCAGUCGCGGAACUGAAGACCUGUCGCCACCGGACCUGAUUCUAUUGAGCAUCCAAUGCAUCGCUGCUCAAGAGUACUGGUUGGAAGUUCAAAAUGAGGACAACAAUCCUGAUAAUCAAGAAAUAAUUCGAUUACCUUGGUUGUCAACGGAAAAUAGCGCGGUGGUGAAUUUAUGCGCGGGACCUGGGGCCAGCCCUUGUGCACCACAUUCCAUACAUUUAGCGGAGAUUGCCCCCAGGAUUACGUUUGCCGUCGUUGUUGAUUUGGAUUUGAGAGAAACCGGCAUUUCAGCAUACAUGUCAAACCAAAUAUUAUCCAAUUUAAGACGACUGCUGUUGCAAAGGAAUUUAGAGUUGCUGCCCAAUACAUUGGACUCUUUAGAAGCAGCAUUAAAAAAGACAACAGAUGCCUUGCGUAAAAAUAAAGCGAAUGCCAACCUCUGCGCUCGGCUUACAAGCCGUAUGUUGGAACUUCGUAAAUCGUGCACUACCACGACCCCGUUAACUCCUGAAACCACGGCAACGGCCAUGCAUACGGCACUCGAAGCUGUCAUAGAACAGUUGAAGCCCGACAUACCAAGUUUGAAAAUGGAAAAGGCUUUGAAAGACCUGAAAGGAAUAUUGUCGCCGUACGUCGAAUUUCUUGGUGUGAAAGCGAAGAGAUACUUCAGCAUGGCAUCGAGCACGGGUGAGACGGAUGCGAGUUGUUCCCUAACGCUGCACAAGUAUGUGGAGGAGUUCCCCGGACUCAUCCACUUCAUCUACGUGGACCGUACUGCUGGAAGGUUCCUCGCACCCGAUAUGGCUGAUUGCGCUGACAUGCUCGCUCCAGAUACGGUGCGACGCGCAGUAUGCCGCAGCUUCGCGGUAGUGCGCGAAGGCUACUGCGCGGCCACGUGGCGGCGCGGCGCGCUGCACGGCUGCGCGCUCGUGUGGUGGGAGCGCCGCGGCCAGCCCGUGCGUCCCGCCGUGCCUCCCCACCCGGCCGCUGUACGAGCGCUGCCACCGCCAGGAGACAUUCGCGGAAGCUUCUACAGGCAACUACUAGAGCUCGCAUUCCCGGGUGAUUCCCGCGGCGUAUCCGUGAAGGAACUGAUCUGCAUCCACCUGGGUCUACUGCCCGCGUCGACAGCCGUGCAACAAGCGCGCCGCCUCGCUCACUCGGUACAUGAGCUGGCGGGCGACGUUGCUACCGGCGCUGCCGAUCUGCUGUAAACCCUAACUUAAAAAAAAACAGAUAUCCUUUUUGGGCAGCCUGUAUCUAAACUUGCCGUACCUUUUAGUUUAUGGUAGCUUUAGCAUAAGCUUGACGUCGUAAGGUAACGAUAGAUUUAAGGGAUGAAAUUGUAUUUAAAUUAUCCAUGUAGGUAUGUAGGAAUAAGACUAGAUGAGCAAUGUGCAUCAAAAUCUGCAUAAUGUUGACCAAACGGAAGCUGUUGAAGUACUUGAAUGAUAAUAGUGAUGCUUCUUAUCAAUUUUCACACAUUCUCAGGGCCGUGUGAUAUUUGGCCACUUCGUUCCCUUUUUUCGUCGCCAUAAAACUUUAUGGCCACACUAAAGCGCAGGUUAACCGACAACAUAAACGUCAGUUUUCUUAACCGGACUGUAAAGUGAGCCCUAACAAUACUGUUUUAAUUAGACUUUUAUCGUAAUGUAUGCUAGUCGAAGAGUUAUUCGUUUUUGUUUGUAAGUGUAGAAAGUCAGGAGACAUGACAUUCCGGAUUUUACAUUCCUGAUUUUAGAAUUAGUUUGAUUCCAAUGCUUUUAUCUGCAAAGGUGCCAAAUAAGAGAAGAUUCCUUAGGGAGUGUUGCAAGAACUCGAUUAGAUUUUAUUGGGAGUGAGGAAGGGGGAUACGCCCUUCCUUCCCAUUAGGUUAUAUCCUAAAAUACUUAUUGCCUGUAUUAAAAGUAUUUUACGUUUUGUAUUUUAUUAAUCAAUUUAAAUGUUUAUUAUUAUUAUUUACGUGUUGAAAGUGACAUUUUUGUAGCAUGUUUUUUUUAUUAAAUUUAUUAUGAAUAAAAAUUCAAUUAUAGAAA